Nerophis ophidion (straightnose pipefish) is the source of this 3394-nucleotide messenger RNA. Its product is annotated as zinc finger protein 239-like. The transcript is spliced from 3 exons. NCBI's taxonomy places the organism in Eukaryota, Metazoa, Chordata, Actinopteri, Syngnathiformes, Syngnathidae. The record is from RefSeq and is a predicted model, not a curated record. Gene Ontology annotation, molecular function: RNA polymerase II cis-regulatory region sequence-specific DNA binding; DNA-binding transcription factor activity. Gene Ontology annotation, biological process: regulation of transcription by RNA polymerase II. The coding region runs from base 279 to 1352 and encodes 357 amino acids.
GUUUCUCUCGCGAGAUCCUACGAGACAUGUGACGAGAGUGCGCGUGGAGGAAGCGGGCCGGAAGAAGAACAAAAUGGCGGCUGACGGAGAAGACGUUAUCGUGCUUUUUAAAUCUCUGUCUUAUUAAUCGAAUACGAGGGGGGACUUUGACCAAGGAGGAAAAGGAGCCACAACAUCAACUACUGGACGCUGUUUGAUUCAAACAUCAAGUUGUGUUGCACACCGCAGACAUCUGUGAGGAACAUCUUCUCCCUGAGCAGCAGGGGUGGAGCUUCGGGAUGGAGGAGGAGGAGCCACAGACCUCCCACUUUAAAGAGGAAGAGGAGGAGCAUAUCAUCAGUCAGGUGGGAGAGCGUCUGGAAUGGUCGGAGGAGGUCCCGGUGGUUGUGAAGAGUGAAGACGGCGAGGUCAAAGUUGAAAGAGAGGCGGAGCCUCCAACAGAAGGUGAGAGAGACCACAGUGGAGGACCACCAGCUGACAAGAUCUUAGCGCCACUAUCAGACGGUGAGGACAGGACGUCACACACUCCUGACACUGAUGAUGAUGAUGAAGACUCUAAGGAUAAUGCAACAUGUCACACUGACAACACACACUUGACGUGUUCUCACUGUGACAAAACCUUUAAGCACCGUUGCAGUCUGAAAACACACAUGAGAACGCACACCGGGGAAAAACCCUUUUCCUGCACAGAAUGCGGUAAAGGAUUCGCGCGAAAGAAUGUGCUGAAAGUACACAUGAGAACGCACACCGGAGAAAAACCUUACUCGUGUUCGGUGUGCGGUAAAGGUUUCAUACAAAGUGGGGACUUGAAAAUACACAUGAGAACGCACACCGCAGAAAAACCGUUCAUGUGCUCAGUUUGUAGUAAAAUAUUCUCCGUGAAAGGGAAUUUGGUAAUGCACUCGAGAAUUCACACCGGCGAAAUACCUUUUAUCUGUUCAGAAUGUGGUAAAGGCUUCACACAAAGUCACAACUUGAAAGCACACAUGAGAAUACACACCGGGGCGAAACCCUUCCCGUGCAUCGUCUGCGGCAAAGGUUUCACACGAGGCUGCAAUUUAAAAACCCACAUGCGAGUACACACCGGAGAAAAACCCUUUUCGUGUUCCGUGUGCAGCAGAGGUUUCACACAAAGCGGCGAGUUGAAAAUUCACAUGAUGAUGCACACUGGAGAAAAACCGUUCAUGUGCUCAAUUUGCUCCAAACGAUUCACCCAGAAGGCGUAUUUGCAAAUACACGCCAGGAUACACAGCGGCGAAAAACCUCAUAUCUGUUCAGUCUGCGGCAAAGGUUUCACACGCAGUCACCACUUGAAGGUUCACAUGAAAACACACAAGGGUGAGAAAGUGUAGAGUUGUGGUCUUUUACUUCGUCAUUGUACAAAACUCAGUACUUUUACUUCAACUAAUUUGACUGAAAAUGUUAGAGUAAGCACUACAAAAAAUGUUACAUAAAAUAAAGAUAUGUGUGUACAAAUAUACUUAGUUCACUUGUGUACGUUUUCUUAGUCUAUGUAGUUUUUCUUCAACAAUGAGUUGUUAGUCUAUAUUCUCAAUUUUAACUGUAAAUGGUUCCUUUAUAUGAUAUACAUCUUCAUUUUACAUGUGUUCAUACUUCUGGACCACUUCUGGAAGCUUAUGAUUAUUUACUUUAUACAUCAUUUGAGCAGUUGUGUUUUAUACAAGAUCAUUUAAAGGGGAACAUUAUCAGCAGAUUUAUGUAAGCGUCAAUAUAUACCUUGAUGCUGCAGAAAAAAGAAUAUAUAUUUUUUUAACCGAUUUUCGAACUCUAAAUGGGUGGAUUUUGGCGGAUUAAACGCCUUUCUGUUUAUCGGGCUGGAGGCGAUGACGUCAGAAUGUGACGUCGCCGAGGUAACACACCCACCAUUUUCAUUUUCACAUUACAAACACCGGGUCUCAGCUCUGUUAUUUUCUGUCUUUUGGACUAUUUUUUGGGACCUUGGAGACAUCAUGCCUGGUGGGUGUGUUGUCGGAGGGUGUAACAACACUAACAGGGAGGGAUUCAAGUUGCACCACUGGCCCCAAGAUGCCAAAGUGUCUGCCGCCAGACCCCCAUUGAAUGUGCCAGAGUGUCUCCACAUUUGACCGGCGAUGCUAAAGCAGACAUGGCACAGAGUAGUAUGGAUAACCUGCAGAUGCAUUUGCAACUAUUAAGUCAACGAAAUCACAAAGGUGAGUUUUGUUGAUGUUGACUUAUGUGCUAAUCAGACAUAUUUGGUUGCGGCGUGACUGCCAGCUAAUCGAUGCUAACAUGCUAUGCUAAUCGACGCUAACAUGCUAUUUACCGGCGGUGCUAAAGCAGACAUGGCACAGAGAUGUAUGGAUAACCUGCAGAUGCGUUAGCAACGAUAAAGUCAAUGAAAUCACAAAGGUGAGUUUUAUUGAUGUUGACUGCCAGCUAAUGUAUGCUAACAUGCUACGCUAAUCAACGCUAACAUGCUAUUUACCGGCGGUGCUAAAGCAGACAUGGCACAGAAAUGUAUGGAUAACCUCCAGAUGCGUUUGCAACGAUUAAGUCAAUGAAAUCACAAAAGGUGAGUUUUGUUGAUGUUGACUGCCAGCUAAUCGAUGCUAACAUGCUACGCUAAUCGAUGCUAACAUGCUAUUUACCGGCGGUGCUAAAGCAGACAUGGCACAGAGAUGUAUGGAUAACCUGUAGAUGCAUUUGCAACUAUAUUACGUUUCCUUCCACCCACAUUUAAUGCGAAACAAACACUUACCAAUCGACGGAUUUAAGUUGCUCCAGUGUCAAAAGAUGCGAAAGUCCUGAUCGUUUGGUCCGCACAUUUUACCGGCGAUGCUAACGCAGCUAUUCGGCCAUGCUAUGGCUAUGAAUAGCGUCAAUAGCUUCAGUUUCUUCUUCAAUACUUUCAUACUCCAACCAUCUGUUUCAAUACAUGCGUAAUCUGUUGAAUCGCUUAAGUCGCUGAAAUCCGAGUCUGAAUCCGAGCUAAUGUCGCUAUAUCUUGCUGUGGUAUUCCCAUUGUUUGUUUACAUUGGCAGCACUGUGUGACGUCACAGGGAAAUGGCCAGUGUCUUCGCAGAGAGACGAAAUAAGGCACUUUAAAGCUUUAUUUAGGGAUAUUCCGAGACCGGUAACAUUUUGAAAACAACUUCAAAAAAUACAACAAGCCACUGGGAACGGAUUUUUAUUGUUUUUAACCCUUUUGAAAUUGUGAUCAUGUUCCCCUUUUAUUUAAAAUGUGUGACUUUAUCAAUCAUUUGUUGACUCUCAGUCCAUUUUAUUAAUGACUUUUAUUACUCUUUCGUAAUAUUAAUAUUGUUCUGUGAUUGUUUUAUAUGUAUGUCCCCACACCUUUUUGCAACAAUGUAUGCUUCAACUAAAGUUGGGUACAAUAAAUGUAGUGAAGAUU